UGUCUGUAUUGUGACCUGUAUAUUUGUGUGUUUUUACAGCUUUGCGCGAAGACAACAAUAACUGCUUCAGAAAAAUUUCAACACAAUCGAAUGUGGCUCAAUGAUGAGGAAUUGCUUUUCGAGGAGGACUCUCGUCUUAUGCGCUGUUUAGAAGGAGUUCAACGUCUAGCACAUAUUAAUGGUUCUCAAGAAGCUUCACUCUCUUGGAAAGUACAUAUUGCAUCGCGUAACAAUUUUCCUACUGCUGCUGGUCUUGCAUCAAGCGCAGCUGGUUACGCUUGCCUGGUAUAUUCACUGGCACGUUUAUAUGGUAUCCCCCUUACUGAAGAAUUGACGACUAUAGCUCGACAAGGUAGUGGUUCUGCAUGUCGUAGUUUAUUUGGUGGUUUUGUUCAAUGGCACCGUGGAGUUCUUGAUGAUGGCAGCGACUCUGUCGCUGAACCAGUUGCAUCAGCCCAACAUUGGCCGAAUAUGCAUGUACUCAUUUUAGUCGUAAACGAUGAACGAAAAAAAACAAGCUCCACUAAAGGUAUGCAACGUUCUGUGGCUACAUCGCAGUUAAUUCAGCAUCGAGUUGAUAAACUAGUUCCGGAAAGGAUCGCGAAUUUAAAAAAGGCCAUAAAAGCUCGUGAUUUUCAAUCCUUUGCUGAGAUAACGAUGAAAGACUCAAAUCAGUUUCAUGCAAUCGCCUUGGACACAUAUCCACCAUGCGUUUAUAUGAACGAUGUGUCUCAUGCUAUAGUUAAUUUUGUACAUACAUACAAUAAAACUACGGGUACAGUGCAUGCAGCGUACACAUUUGAUGCUGGUCCAAACGCAUGCAUUUAUGUAUUAAAGGAAAAUGUUGCAAAGUUACUAGCAGAAAUUCAAAAAGUUUUCCCCCAUGAUUCAAUAGAUACUGUUGAGUACUUACGGGGUCUUGCCGUUUCACCAGAAUCGAAUAUAGAACAAAAUUCAGAUGGUGCAACCGACAAUUCAAUCCAUACAACUGCAGAACACAGAAAGGUUAACGGAAUUUGACGCAAUUUGCCCAAA
Drosophila miranda is the source of this 1035-nucleotide messenger RNA. RefSeq names its product diphosphomevalonate decarboxylase-like. The transcript is spliced from 2 exons. NCBI's taxonomy places the organism in Eukaryota, Metazoa, Arthropoda, Insecta, Diptera, Drosophilidae. The annotation marks the transcript as partial. Gene Ontology annotation, cellular component: cytosol. The record is from RefSeq and is a predicted model, not a curated record. Gene Ontology annotation, biological process: isopentenyl diphosphate biosynthetic process, mevalonate pathway; isoprenoid biosynthetic process. Gene Ontology annotation, molecular function: diphosphomevalonate decarboxylase activity; ATP binding.